AGGAGUGCAUCUUUGGCCUCCAUGCUGAAUUAGUGCCCCAGUCGGCUUUCCACAAAUGACCGUGUGCUCUUCCAAAAAGUCUCAGCCUUCAUAACUGAUUAGUUAAGGUCUUGAUUUUUCCAUUCCUCAUAUAUUGAUUGUUGACACAUCCAGUAAAAAAAACGGCAUGUUGAGCAACAGAGGUGUCCUUGUAAGUCACAUGAAAACCUGAACAAAUUGUUUGAGCCUCACAAAAAGAACCGCCUCCACAAUGGUGUGUUGUGAAUGAGGAUAUAUAUUGUGCAGUGGGCGGCAUCACCAGACACUCUUCAGACGAUGUGGUUCACAGACGCUUCAUCAACAUGAAUGCAAUUUUCUUUGUGGGCCUGAUCACCGGCAUCGUCACCAUCUCCGCCAUGUUCCUUUUCGCUCUCGCCAAGCUGUUUUCCCGCCACGGCGGCGGCGGCCAUGUGCAGGACGGCUACGGCUACGCGGUGCUGAUAACGGGCUGUGACAGUGGCUUCGGCUACGAGCUGGCUCAGUGUUUGGACCACAAAGGGUUCGUGGUCUUCGCUGGGUGUUUGUCUCCAGAAGGAGCCGGCGCUCAGACUCUGGCCACGGAGAGCUCCAGUAAUCUGAAAAUCCUCAAGCUGGACGUCACCAGUGAUGAAGAUGUGCAGCGGGCGAAGAAGAUAGUCCAGGAGAACCUGCCCGAUAAAGGGUUGUGGGCGGUCGUGAACAACGCAGGCGUCACGGACUGGGCCGAGAUCGAGUGGAGCUCUAUCGGAGAUUUUCGCAACAUGGUGGAUAUCAACCUGUUUGGCGCCAUCAGGACCUCGUCUGCGUUCCUGCCUUUGAUUCGUGCCUCCAGAGGUCGCAUGGUCUACAUGUCCAGCAUAUUUGCAUUCUUCACCUGCCUGAACAUGGGCGCCUACAGCGUGUCAAAGAGAGGGCUGGAGGCGUUCGCAGACUGCCUCCGGGUGGAAAUGGCCAGUUUUGGUGUGAAGGUCAGCAUCAUCCAGCCGGGUAAUUUCGGCCAAGCCACCAACAUCCUGAAGAUUAAAACCAGUUUGGAAAUUUGGGAGAAAUUGGACGAGGAACGUAAGCAAAUCUUUAACCGACAGUACAUCGACCUGGCCAACCAGUACUAUACGGCCACGUGCCAGAGCGGGUUCAAGAACGCCGACAUGGUCAUCGACGCAAUGCUGCACGCGGUCACGGCCGCUCGGCCCAAAUACCGAUACCUGCUGGCCUCGGCCACGGACACCUUUUUCUUCAUGCUAUUCCCGUACCUCCCCACCGUGCUCACCGACGCCGUGAUGUCCUUCAGCUCCAUGUACGCCAAAAGAGUAGACAUGCUUUACGCCAAAUAG
Messenger RNA from Cyclopterus lumpus (lumpfish), 1352 nucleotides. Its product is annotated as retinol dehydrogenase 7-like. Gene Ontology annotation, molecular function: oxidoreductase activity. The record is from RefSeq and is a predicted model, not a curated record. The coding region runs from base 342 to 1352 and encodes 336 amino acids. NCBI's taxonomy places the organism in Eukaryota, Metazoa, Chordata, Actinopteri, Perciformes, Cyclopteridae. The transcript is spliced from 4 exons.